Cyprinus carpio (common carp) is the source of this 3361-nucleotide messenger RNA. RefSeq names its product transcription factor MafG. Gene Ontology annotation, molecular function: DNA-binding transcription factor activity, RNA polymerase II-specific; RNA polymerase II cis-regulatory region sequence-specific DNA binding. Gene Ontology annotation, cellular component: nucleus. The record is from RefSeq and is a predicted model, not a curated record. NCBI's taxonomy places the organism in Eukaryota, Metazoa, Chordata, Actinopteri, Cypriniformes, Cyprinidae. Gene Ontology annotation, biological process: regulation of epidermal cell differentiation; regulation of transcription by RNA polymerase II.
UCAAAUAUGUGACAGUGUUGUUGUGCUGAGUGUGCAUGCACGCCUCCACUCACUCUCAUCACAUAUAGGUUAUAUAGUCUAUCAUAUACCUGUAGCAGCUCUAUAAACGCACAUGCAUUUAUUAUUCAAAAUGUAAACGAGUUGCUGUGUAUCAUAAACAUAUUUAAUAAGCGUGACUGGAAUCAGAGACGCACAGCCUAUGAGGAUUCCCUGUGUGAAUAAGAGGCAUUAUAGUGACAGCUAGGGGGAUGUGCAGAAAUGUGUGGAUAGACGCGCGCGUGCACACACACACACACAGACACAGCACAAAGCUGCUGUUUCAUCAUAAGGACGCUGUGCGCUUCAGCACCAGAUCUGUAGAGCGGGGCAGUGGAGAGUGGCUCUCGUGGUAUGACUACUACAAACAAGGGCAACAAAGCACUAAAGGUGAAGCGAGAGCCAGGUGAAAAUGGCACAAGUCUUACGGAUGACGAGCUGGUGUCUAUGUCUGUGCGGGAGCUGAACCUGCACUUGCGUGGUCUGUCCAAAGAGGAAAUCCUGCAGUUGAAACAGCGGCGACGCACGCUCAAAAACCGUGGUUAUGCCGCCAGCUGCCGCGUCAAACGUGUCACACAAAAGGAGGAGCUGGAGAAACAGAAAGUGGAGCUUCAACAGGAGGUGGAGAAGCUCGCCUCGGAAAAUGCUAGCAUGAAGGUAGAGCUUGAUGUGCUGCGCUCCAAAUAUGAAGCUCUCCAGAGUUUUGCCAGAACUGUAGCCCGCAGCCCUGUUGCUGCUGCCAGGGGCCCCAUUACAUCUGUCAUAGGGCCCCUCAUACCAGGCAAAGUGGCUGCCACCAGUGUCAUCACCAUUGUCAAGUCCAAAACAGAAGCACGUUCAUAAUGCACAAACAGGAAACAUUUGUAAGUAUAUUGGUCAGCGUAUUCAUCAGGCACAGGGUUAUGCAUGAUAUAUGACAUGAUAAAAUUCAGCAAUAUCUGCUCUGUGACUUUAAAAAUAUAAACAGACAACACUAAAGUCUCUCUGAUGUCAUUAACAACCCUUGUUGUUAAUAAACAACAACUUUUAUCAAUAUAUAUCAAUAUUACACACUUGAGGUUCCCUCAAAAAUUACUAGAAACAUUUGCCAUGCAGUCACCGUCAUGCUGUACUAAAGAUUUUAGACAUGGCCACUGUAUGCUUUUAUUGUAUGGAAAAGAGCGUGGAUAUUCUGCUAAAUAUCUUCUUUUUGUGUUUCAUGGAAGAAAGUUAAUCAUACGUGUUUUGACUGACACAAGGCUUCAUGUGAAUUCAAACAUGUAUGACCAACUUGAAAUGUCACAGUUUUCAUUAUCUGGUUUUGGGGUUAACUGUUCCCUUUAGCUCCAACUUAAGUUACCUGUGCUUGAUAUUGUCCACUGACUGAUAUACAGAUGGGGAAAACUAAAUAUAUUCACUAUUCUUUCAGAAAUGACACCGUUCCCUUAAGACAUAAGGAUCUUGUAAUUCAAAAAGCGAGCAAAAAUUAUUUUACUUUCCUGUUAAGUUCAAUUCCAGUAGCGGAAUGAUGUUUACAAGUUAUAUUCUGAGGAAUAUGACCAGGAGAGGCAAUAAACUACUGUAUUUAUGCAUGGGAGAGCAGAGACCCUGUUGAGCCAUGAGAUAUGAGAAAGCAUUUUCUUAAAGAUAUCGCAGAGAGAGGAGGAAUUUACUUGUUUUUAGAAAAUAUCUGAAGUUGGUAAACCGUGUUGGUAAAAUGGAUCAUUCUAGCUUUGUUCAGAGUUGUAGAGCUGUAGUUUCGUUGUUCUGUGCUUUGUGGAUUGGCUGGUCUCAGUUAAUUUUCCCAAAGCAACCAAACACAAACUUUAUUGUUGAAUUGUUAGCAAAUGGUCUCUGAUAUCUUACUCCAGCUACUUUGUUGUUUUCCUUUCCUGAAUAAGAAAACAGAAAAAAAAAAAAAGUUAUUUAUAUGAACAAAAAAUAGUUUGAUAUCUAUUUUGCAAUUGUACCAAAAGUGGCUUAUUAUUGAAGUCUGAUUGCUUUUCUAGUAAGUAGUUGCGUGCAGUGGGGUAGCGCGUGGUGUGCUGUGUAUGUGGUCAGGUGGCAGUCUUGUUCACUGUGUAAGUGUCCAGCUGUAUUCUUUAAAUGAAUAUUAUAAAGUAAUAUAGACAGUGUACAGAAGCCAGUCGUUCAUAUCAGCUCCUUCUAUAUCUCUGUAAUUAAGAUGUCUUGCACUCAGAACAUCUGGGUUUUGUUGAAUGACACAAUUUGUAGCUUUACUGCAGCUUACUAUAACAAUCCCAAUUUGAUGCUUCAUAAUGGUGCAAAGCCAGUCUGCGGUUCUCUUCCAGCACAGAAGGUUGGGCAAAACACAAUUUUCCUUAAUGUUUUAGGGCAACAAAAAUAGCAAGACCUGAAUUAUGUUGUGUUUCUGUUCCAAAACCUAGUGACCUGUUCAUUUUAAGGCAUCAUAAUGUGCUCUUCUAACGUGAAAUCUGUUGUAAAAGACAUCAAAUGAGGAAGCAUGGCAUGGCACAGAACAAGUGACAAACUCACUAAAAAAAAUUAAAGAAAUGCAUCCAUCUAUUCUUCAAACCACUAUAUAAUAAAUAGCCAAUACUUUAUGAGCAAAAUAUACAAGUGAAAAAUACAGUAGAAUGUGACUUGAUUUGAUUGUGACAUAAGUGAAGGGGUUGAAAAUGAAUGUCAGCUUGAUGUCAGCUGAACAGGAAAGGUGGAUAAAGUUAUUACAUUUAACUAUAAUCAUUGCUAAAAUGUCUGUAUAUAAAUAACUGAACAGUUUUUAACCAACAGUACUUAUUUGUGGUAUUUAUUUAUUGUUUAUUAGACAUAUUGUUGGGUAAGCAUAGCAAUUCUCCAAUGUCAAACUCUAUAGACUGUUUUGUAUCGGUCAUUUACAGUAAGUGGCUCCGUUUCAGUACGGAUGCUGCCUACCAUAUGUCUACAGACAGCAAGGCAAUCCCUCACUAGGGUUUGGAACAGAGCUAUAAUAUAAAAAAAGAUAAUUGACUGUCAAUCCUGUCAUUUCGCUCAUGUUCUGUAUCUUAUGGACAGAUGUUGUCUGUGGAAUCAGAGCAGAACUACAUACAGCAUAAAGAUGUAUUAAAUAAGCUUGAUGAGACUUCUCUGUGAGAGAUGAUCAGGGUAAGUGAAAUGCACUAAUGAAAUGGGCUUAUUUUGAUAUGCUCUUCCCUGUUGUUAUCUCAGGACAUAUGUUCAGUGUAAUAUAAAAAGAAAAAGCACCAGAAGUACUUCAACUUGUAACCCUGAUGUGUGUGUCACAGCUGUAAAAAUCAGCUGAAUGAUUUUGAAGUGGAAAGAAAUAUACACACACACACACACACACACACACAUACAUAUACAC